UCCAGCCCUCCGCCAGAGGUUUUUCUGUUUCCUGGUUCGGGGGCUGGCCGCCAUUUUGGGUUCUUGGUACCAGAACGGAGGCUAACGCCGCCAGCGCUGCCGGUACCUGUGAGGGAGGAAGUUGAGCCCGGUGGAAAGGGAGUGGCUGUCAUUGCCGGUGCUGUUCCCUCCUACUGCUUAUUUGGAUAGAAAGCCGCCCACCCCCCACCCAGGAGCUGCCGUCGGUGGUCUGACCGCCGCCUGCUCCGCGGAGCGAGCUCGUUCUCUACAGGCCGCGGGGCCCUCACUGACAUGUCCAGCAUGAAUCCCGAAUAUGACUAUUUAUUUAAACUCCUUCUGAUUGGAGACUCUGGUGUUGGGAAAUCGUGCCUUCUGCUUAGGUUUGCAGAUGAUACAUACACAGAAAGCUACAUCAGCACAAUUGGUGUGGAUUUUAAAAUCAGAACUAUAGAGUUAGAUGGAAAAACAAUCAAGCUUCAGAUAUGGGACACAGCAGGGCAAGAGAGAUUUCGAACAAUCACUUCUAGUUACUACAGAGGAGCUCAUGGCAUCAUAGUUGUGUAUGAUGUUACAGAUCAGGAGUCAUUCAACAACGUAAAACAGUGGCUGCAAGAAAUAGAUCGUUACGCCAGUGAAAAUGUCAACAAGUUGUUGGUAGGGAACAAAUGUGAUCUGACCACAAAGAAAGUAGUAGACUAUACAACAGCAAAGGAGUUUGCAGAUUCCCUUGGGAUUCCAUUUUUGGAAACCAGUGCAAAGAACGCAACAAAUGUAGAACAGUCUUUCAUGACCAUGGCUGCUGAGAUAAAAAAACGAAUGGGUCCUGGAGCUACAGCAGGUGGUGCAGAGAAAUCUAAUGUUAAAAUUCAGAGCACUCCAGUCAAACAAUCUAGUGGAGGUUGUGGCUAAAACUCUUCUCCCCAUUUGUUUCUCAACAAUGAGUUUGAAAUCUGAACCCAACUGGAAAAAAAUUGCCUGAAUUGUACUGUAUGUAGCUGCACUACAACAGAUUCUUAUCGUCUCCACAAAGGUCAGAGAUUGUACAUGUUCAAUACUGACUUUUUUAUUGCUUCCCCCAGUUCAAUAAAGCUAACUUCAUUUUCAGAAAUGUGUUAAACCUUUUCGUGUGCUGGUUUAUAAAUGCGUGUAAUCCUUGUUUUUUUCUAAAUACCAGAUAAGUUUCCUGUGGUUGGUUAAACUUGGAUUUUUUUUUUUCCUGAUCAUAUUGGCAUGUUUAGAUGUCAGGUUUAGUCUUCUGAAGAUGAAGUUUAGCCAUUUUUGUAUUCAACAGCACAACCGUGUCUGUCACUUUUCCAUGCAUAAAGUUUGGUAAUAUGUUCUAUGUAAGAUCUAAUUUGCUAGUUCUUGUAGAGUUAUAAACAAAAGAUUACUCUCUGGCCAGGAUCCAAAGAAUUGUGCUAACUUGUUCCAUGCACUCAAGGUUGGUUUGGAUACUUCUUGAAGAGCAUCUCCCCUGGCUAACCUCUUUGGAAACUGAGGGGCAUUUUCAAAGGGAGUGGGGGGUUGCAAUUCAGAACAGUUGCAAGCCUAUCGUAGCUCUUUGGAUCCCAAAUGCUGAUUCCCCCCCUUCAUACUCUACAUAUAAUUUGUGGCUGCAGAAUAUUGUAAUUUGUUGCACAAUAUGUAACAAACUGAAGAAAUGUUUAAUAAAUAUUGUACUUAUUGGAAGUAAUAUCAAACUGUAUGGUGAUAAGUAUUGUCUUAAUUCUUAAGGGGAAAGGCUUGCAUUGUGCCCUGAUGAACCUUUUUUAUGUGCAGCAAUGGCACUUUUGAACCUUUUCCUAGACCAGACCCUUCCAGCUGAGCAAAUAACUAGCAAGGAUGGCCUGAAUGACUGCGAUCCCAUGGUGUUUCUGGCAUGUAUGCUAUACUUGGAACACAAUUUAUAGAAUCAUAAUCACUCUGAAAUGUACAAUAUUUUCCCCUUCUAUGUGUGUCUGGAUCCGUUUCUAAAUGACUUCAUUUAGAAAUAAUGUGUCUCUUGCUCUGUCAUAGAAGAGGAAAAGCAGUAUUUUCCUAACAUAUGAAUGACUUCAAACUAACAAGGUGAUGUUAUCUCUGAUGGUAUGUUAUGUCUUUUCUAAAUAAUGUUACUUCCAUUCUCUCACAAUCAAAUACUGUUGACUUUAAUAAACUUAGUGCAAUUUA
This is a messenger RNA of Pogona vitticeps (central bearded dragon), 2169 nucleotides long. It is a transcript of the gene RAB1A, whose product is annotated as RAB1A, member RAS oncogene family. Gene Ontology annotation, molecular function: GTP binding; GTPase activity. Lineage: Eukaryota; Metazoa; Chordata; Lepidosauria; Squamata; Agamidae. The record is from RefSeq and is a predicted model, not a curated record.